Molecule: messenger RNA, 1488 nt
Organism: Bipolaris victoriae FI3
Lineage: Eukaryota; Fungi; Ascomycota; Dothideomycetes; Pleosporales; Pleosporaceae
Exons: 6
Coding region: 1-1488 (495 amino acids)
Molecular function (GO): monooxygenase activity; iron ion binding; oxidoreductase activity, acting on paired donors, with incorporation or reduction of molecular oxygen
Source: RefSeq, a predicted model, not a curated record
AUGGCUUCCAUACUAUGGAUAACUUUGCUGAAAGUUUUGCUUGCCCUUAUCGUUUGGAUCGGCGCGAGAAUUAUCUACAACAUAUACUUCCACCCACUACAUUCAUUUCCUGGCCCGUUCUUGGCUCGUGCAACACGACUUUACUCGGCUUACAUUCGAGCUGCUGGAUUAUCUGAAAGGAAAUCACUCCAAUGGCACAACCAGUACGGCGGUAUUGUAAGAAUUGCGCCAGACGAACUCAGCUUUAAUACAGGCUCCGCAUGGAAUGACAUAUAUGGCAUGAAACCGAGGGAUUCCCAGCGUCUUCAGAAGGACCCACACUUCUACAUGGGUGCAACUACCCCUAGUGGGGAGAAGAAUAUGGGGGCUGCUGGUGAUAAGGACCACAGUCGUAUUCGCAGUGUACUAGCCCAUGCGUUCUCGGACAGAGCGCUGCACGCUCAGGAAAGCCUGAUUCGAGCUCACGCAGACCGACUGGUACAACGUCUUCAAGACCUCCAUGGCAAGCCAACUGAUAUCGUGCGAUGGAUGCACCACCACUCAUACGAUGUGAUUGCACACCUGUGUUUCGGUCAAGACCUUGAUGCUUUGGGCUCGAAAGACUGGUUCCCUCCAGCCCGAGCUGUGUUCGAAGGCAUCCGAGAAGGCGUGACUAUGAUAGAAGUUUUGCGAUUUGUCCCCUUCAAAGCCACCGUGUUAAAUAUUUUCGUCUGGGCGUUUGGCAAAGCUCGUCGUGAGAGUUUCAAUGCUUCGGUGGCUCGUGCAAUGCGACGCCUUCGUCUAGCAGAGACGACAAGUAUCGAUUUUAUCUCAUUCAUAUUGCGAGCCAAAGAAUCGACCAAAGAACUUACAGAGUCGGAGCUGACUGCAAAUGUUACCUUGUUAAUCGAAGCUGGAUCCGAGACCACAGCUACUAUGCUCUCAGGGUGCCUGUUCUAUCUAUCUCUGAAUCGGACCAUAUUAGAGGAACUGACCCAUCAGCUACGUAAAGAGUUUAGGACCUAUGACCAAUUAACCCUCCAAAACGUAGCAAAGAUGAAGUCUUUAACCCAUGUUAUCCAAGAGAGUCUAAGGAUCUACCCUCCACUGCCAGCGACUCUUCCUCGGGUAACCCCAGAAACAGGAGCAAUGAUAAAUGGGGUUCUCAUACCACCAAAGACUCGAGUGGGAAUGAACGCAUUUGCAGCAUAUCACAGCACGCAAAAUUUUGCACACGCUGAUGCGUUCAUUCCACAAAGGUGGGACAACACCGACGAUAGAUUUGCUCAUGAUCAUCGUCACGUGCAUCAACCUUUCUCCCUAGGCUCUCGUGGUUGCCUAGGCAAGAAUUUGGCUUGGGCUGAGAUCAGAUUGACAUUAGCCUGUCUUCUGUGGAGCUUCGAUGUGAUCUUAGAAGCGGGCCAGGAAGAGUGGCAUGGUAAGCAAUUGACCUGGUUUAUAUGGAAUAAAGAUCCGCUUUACAUGCGCUUCACUCAGAGAACGAAGUAG